Eruca vesicaria subsp. sativa (arugula) is the source of this 1306-nucleotide messenger RNA. NCBI's taxonomy places the organism in Eukaryota, Viridiplantae, Streptophyta, Magnoliopsida, Brassicales, Brassicaceae. The record is from the annotation of a GenBank genome assembly.
CUUUCUCUUCCAAACUUCUUCUCCAUCCUCUCUCAUUAUUUUUCUAGUAUAAUUUUUCUUGUUUUAAAACGAAAAACAUAGAAAAUCUCUUUAUUUUAAUCUUGUUGUAUGUGUGUGUGGUUUUUUAUAUAAUUUUUUUUACAAAUUAAAAUUUCUCAUUUGCUUUUGAUUUGGGCAUGGCUGGUCUUGAUCUAGGCCCAGCUUUUCGCUACGUUAAUCACCAGCUCCAUCGUCCCGAUCUCCAUCUCCACCACAACUCAUCAUCCGAUGACGUCACUCCAGGCUCCGGACUUGCUCAUUUCACCGUCCACGACGACGAAGACAACAACAACAACCACCAUCAAGGUCUUGACUUAGCCUCUGGUGGAGGAUCAGGAAGCUCUGGAGGUGGAGGUGGAGGAGGAAACUCCGUUGGCCGUCGUCCACGUGGAAGACCACCAGGAUCCAAAAACAAACCUAAACCUCCGGUGAUAAUCACGCGCGAGAGCGCAAACACACUUAGGGCUCAUAUUCUCGAAGUGACAAACGGCUGCGACGUCUUUGACUGCGUUGCUACUUACGCUCGCCGAAGACAGCGAGGGAUCUGCGUCCUGAGCGGUAGCGGAACGGUGACUAACGUCACCAUACGUCAGCCAUCCGCGGCUGGAGCGGUCGUGACGCUACAAGGGACGUUCGAGAUUCUUUCUCUCUCUGGCUCGUUUCUUCCUCCUCCGGCUCCUCCAGGAGCUACGAGUUUGACAAUAUUUUUGGCCGGAGGACAAGGACAAGUCGUCGGAGGAAGCGUCGUCGGUGAGCUUACGGCGGCUGGACCGGUGAUUGUAAUCGCUUCCUCGUUUACUAAUGUUGCUUAUGAGAGACUUCCAUUAGAAGAAGAUGAGCAGCAACAUCUUGGAGGAUCUAACGGCGGAGGUAAUUUGUUUCCGGAGGUUUCUGCCGGAGGAGGAGGAGGACUUCCGUUCUUUAAUUUACCUAUGAAUAUGCAACCGAAUGUGCAACUUCCGGUGGAUGGUUGGCCGGGGAAUUCAGGUGGAAGAGGUCCUUUCUGAUGUGUAUAUAUAUUGAUAAUCAUUAUAUAUUCACCGGCGGAGGAGCUUUUCCGGCGAGGAAUUUGCGUGAGUGAAGAAAGGUUAGAGAAGUUUCUAAUGGACUAAUGAAUUUCACAUUAUCAUCGUUAUUAUCUCGUUCAUUAUGUUAUGUUUUAGGUUUUUCAUUUCCUUUUGCGUUUUGUAGAAUUUUAUGUUUUAAUCCUUUGCUUCCUUCUGUGAAACUCUAUUUGUGCUCGUCUGCGAUGAAAAGAAUCCUCUAU